Messenger RNA from Ascoidea rubescens DSM 1968, 1053 nucleotides. It is a transcript of the gene SWD3, whose product is annotated as Swd3p. NCBI's taxonomy places the organism in Eukaryota, Fungi, Ascomycota, Saccharomycetes, Ascoideales, Ascoideaceae. Bases 1 to 1053 code for a protein of 350 amino acids. Gene Ontology annotation, cellular component: Set1C/COMPASS complex. Gene Ontology annotation, molecular function: histone binding. The record is from RefSeq and is a predicted model, not a curated record. The transcript has 2 exons.
AUGUCGUAUAAUGAUUCAAUUUUAACAAAUUACUCAAAUUACUCAACUCACUCUUUAGACUCGCACCAUCUAGAAGAAAUUUACAAACUUCGGUAUGAACUAUCCAAAAUACAUCGAAACAACUUGACUUGUUUUAAAAUCUCUCCCAAUGGCAAACUAUUCGCUUGUUCUUCUUCUGACAAAUCAAUCAAAAUCUUCAAUCUACAAUCAAAGUCCUUAAUCCUAGAGUUUGCUGGUCAUUUUAGUGGAGUCUCCGAUAUAGACUUUUCUCCUUGUUCAAACUAUAUAGCCUCAGCUUCUGAUGAUUACACUGUAAGAAUCUGGUCCUUGAAAUAUGCAAGAGUAAUAAGAAUUCUACUAGGCCACACUUAUCAUGUAACUUGUGUCAAAUUCAAUUACAAAGGAAACCUAUUGAUUUCUGGAUCCGAUGAUGAAGCCAUUCGAAUCUGGGACUGUAUCUCUGGUAAAUGUUUAAAGACUUUAUCUGCCCACUCUGAUCCAAUAUCCUCUCUAGAUUUUGUUUGGGAUGGCACUAUCAUUGCAAGCAGCAGUUAUGAUGGUUUAAUCAGACUAUAUGACACUGAAUCUGGCCAAUGUUUAAAAACUUUGAUGAACGAUAGACUAGGCAUAAGCACCUGUCCUGUAAGCUUUGUCACUUUUAGUCCAAAUGGCAAAUACAUUCUAUCAAGCACUUUGGAUGGCAAAAUCAGAUUAUGGGACUACAUGAAUAACAAAAUAAAAAAGUAUAUCUCAAUUGCAAGAAAAUACACUUGCUCAACUCAGUUCAUAACUGCAACAAACGAACCUCUCAUCGUGUCUGGCUCAGAAUGUGGCAAGAUCUUCAUAUGGGACCUUCAAUCUAGACAGGUCAAAUCAAUCUUAGACACACAUCAGGACUCUCCUGUUCUCCAGGUCCAUCUCUUUGACAAUGGCACAAUCAUGGGCUCCAUCACAUUGAAUGGCCACGUCCAAAUAUGGGACUUGAAUGAGACGUAUGAAUUCAACGACAACAUUGAGGUGGAUGAUGCAUAUGAUACAGAAGAAGCAAAGUAA